CCACAAGGCCACAUAAGGAGGGUGAGGUCCCUGGAGUGGACUAUAUUUUCAUCACUGUUGAAGAUUUUAUGGAACUGGAGAAAAGUGGUGCUCUCCUAGAAAGUGGGACUUAUGAAGACAAUUACUACGGUACCCCGAAGCCUCCAGCAGAACCAGCACCAUUAUUAUUAAAUGUAACAGACCAGAUACUUCCGGGAGCCACUCCAAGUGCUGAAGGAAAACGGAAGAGGAAUAAAUCAGUGAGCAACAUGGAGAAAGCAAGUAUAGAGCCUCCUGAGGAGGAAGAGGAAGAGAGGCCUGUGGUCAAUGGAAAUGGAGUAGUGAUAACGCCAGAAUCCAGUGAACAUGAAGAUAAGAGUGCAGGUGCCUCAGGGGAGACACCCUCCCAGCCUUAUCCUGCACCGGUGUACAGUCAGCCUGAGGAGCUGAAGGAGCAGAUAGAUGACACAAAGCCAACUAAACCUGAAGAGAAUGAGGACUCAGACCCAUUGCCUGAUAACUGGGAAAUGGCCUACACAGAGAAGGGUGAAGUCUACUUCAUUGACCAUAACACAAAGACAACAUCAUGGCUGGAUCCACGACUUGCGAAAAAGGCUAAACCUCCAGAAGAGUGCAAAGAAAAUGAGCUUCCAUAUGGCUGGGAAAAAAUCGAUGAUCCCAUAUAUGGCACUUAUUAUGUUGACCACAUAAACAGAAGAACACAGUUUGAAAACCCUGUCCUGGAAGCAAAAAGAAAGCUACAGCAGCAUAACAUGCCCCACACAGAACUUGGAACAAAGCCCCUGCAGGCCCCAGGUUUCCGAGAAAAACCACUCUUCACCCGGGAUGCAUCCCAGUUGAAGGGAACAUUCCUCAGCACCACCCUAAAAAAGAGCAACAUGGGUUUUGGAUUUACCAUCAUUGGUGGAGAUGAGCCUGAUGAGUUUCUACAGGUGAAAAGUGUGAUUCCCGAUGGGCCCGCAGCACAGGAUGGGAAAAUGGAAACAGGUGAUGUCAUUGUCUAUAUAAAUGAAGUUUGUGUCCUUGGACACACUCAUGCAGAUGUUGUCAAACUUUUCCAGUCUGUUCCUAUUGGUCAGAGUGUCAACUUGGUGUUGUGUCGUGGCUACCCUUUGCCCUUUGAUCCUGAAGAUCCUGCUAACAGCAUGGUGCCACCCCUUGCAAUAAUGGAGAGGCCACCUCCGGUGAUGGUCAAUGGAAGACAUAACUACGAAACCUAUUUGGAAUACAUUUCUCGGACCUCACAGUCAGUUCCAGAUAUCACAGAUCGGCCGCCUCAUUCUUUGCACUCCAUGCCAGCUGAUGGCCAGCUAGAUGGCACGUAUCCACCACCCGUCCAUGAUGACAAUGUGUCUAUGGCUUCAUCAGGAGCCACGCAAGCUGAACUUAUGACCUUAACCAUUGUGAAAGGUGCCCAGGGCUUUGGCUUCACUAUUGCCGACAGUCCAACAGGACAACGGGUGAAACAAAUACUUGACAUUCAGGGAUGCCCUGGCCUGUGUGAAGGGGACCUCAUUGUUGAGAUCAACCAGCAGAAUGUACAGAACUUGAGCCAUACAGAAGUAGUGGAUAUACUUAAGGACUGUCCUAUUGGAAGUGAGACUUCUUUGAUUAUUCACCGAGGAGGUUUCUUUUCUCCAUGGAAAACUCCAAAGCCUAUAAUGGACCGAUGGGAGAAUCAAGGCAGUCCUCAAACGAGUUUAUCUGCUCCGGCCAUACCGCAGAACCUGCCCUUCCCACCCGCCCUUCACAGGAGUUCAUUUCCUGACUCAACAGAGGCCUUUGACCCACGGAAGCCUGACCCAUAUGAGCUCUACGAGAAAUCUAGAGCCAUUUAUGAAAGUAGGCGUCCAGAUUAUAAGGAAUUGGAUGUUCACCUUCGGAGGAUGGAGUCUGGAUUUGGCUUCAGAAUCCUCGGGGGAGAUGAGCCUGGACAGCCUAUUUUGAUUGGGGCUGUCAUUGCUAUGGGCUCAGCAGACAGAGAUGGCCGCUUACAUCCGGGAGAUGAGCUUGUCUAUGUUGACGGGAUUCCAGUGGCCGGCAAGACCCACCGCUACGUCAUCGACCUUAUGCACCAUGCAGCCCGCAACGGACAGGUUAACCUCACUGUGAGAAGAAAGGUGCUAUGUGGAGGGGAGCCCUGCCCAGAGAACGGGAGGAGCCCAGGCUCUGUAUCAACCCACCACAGCUCUCCACGCAGUGACUACGCAACGUAUACCAACAGCAACCACGCGGUCCCCAGUAGCAAUGCCUCUCCUCCUGAAGGUUUCGCCUCCCACAGCCUGCAGACCAGCGAUGUGAUCAUUCACCGCAAAGAGAAUGAAGGCUUUGGCUUUGUCAUCAUCAGCUCCCUGAACAGGCCUGAGUCUGGAUCCACUAUAACUGUGCCCCAUAAAAUCGGACGCAUCAUUGAUGGGAGUCCUGCAGAUCGUUGUGCAAAACUAAAAGUGGGAGACCGGAUCUUAGCAGUGAAUGGCCAGUCUAUCAUCAACAUGCCUCACGCUGACAUCGUGAAGCUCAUCAAGGACGCAGGUCUUAGUGUCACCCUUCGCAUCAUUCCGCAGGAGGAGCUCAACAGCCCCGCCUCGGCACCCAGCUCAGAGAAGCAGAGUCCCAUGGCCCAGCAACACAGCCCUGUGGCCCAGCAGAGUCCUCUGGCCCAACCAAGCCCGGCUACCCCCAACAGCCCCAUCACACAACCAGCUCCUCCCCAGCCCCUUCAGCUGCAAGGACAUGAAAACAGUUACAGGUCAGAAGUAAAAGCAAGGCAAGAUGUGAAACCAGACAUCCGACAGCCUCCAUUCACGGACUACCGACAACCCCCGCUGGACUACCGGCAACCCCCAGGGGGGGACUACCAGCAGCCUCCACCCCUGGACUACAGGCAGCCUCCCCUGCUAGACUACAGGCAGCAUUCACCAGACACCCGGCAGUACCCUCUGUCGGACUACAGACAGCCCCAGGAUUUUGAUUAUUUCACUGUGGAUAUGGAGAAAGGAGCCAAAGGAUUUGGAUUCAGCAUUCGUGGAGGAAGAGAAUACAAAAUGGAUUUGUAUGUGCUGAGAUUGGCAGAAGAUGGGCCAGCAAUAAGGAAUGGAAGGAUGAGGGUAGGAGAUCAAAUCAUUGAAAUCAAUGGGGAAAGCACAAGGGAUAUGACACAUGCCAGAGCAAUAGAACUCAUCAAAUCCGGAGGAAGAAGAGUGAGGCUGCUGCUGAAGAGGGGCACAGGACAGGUCCCGGAGUAUGGAAUGGUACCUUCCAGUCUCUCCAUGUGCAUGAAAAGUGACAAGCAUGGGUCCCCAUAUUUCUACUUAUUGGGCCACCCUAAAGACACGACGAACCCAGCUCCUGGAGUUCUCCCGCUGCCGCCGCCCCAGGUCUGCCGGAAGUAGGCGUCUCCCUCGAAGACGUCCUCUCUCCAUUCUCUCCAUCACAUCCAGCCCCACCCUCCGACCCUUCCCACCAGAUAAGCCCAGACCC
Tupaia belangeri chinensis (Chinese tree shrew) is the source of this 3480-nucleotide messenger RNA. It is a transcript of the gene MAGI2, whose product is annotated as membrane associated guanylate kinase, WW and PDZ domain containing 2. Lineage: Eukaryota; Metazoa; Chordata; Mammalia; Scandentia; Tupaiidae. The transcript has 20 exons. Gene Ontology annotation, biological process: receptor clustering; signal transduction. Gene Ontology annotation, cellular component: cell-cell junction; cytoplasm; dendrite. The record is from RefSeq and is a predicted model, not a curated record. Gene Ontology annotation, molecular function: SMAD binding; type II activin receptor binding; beta-1 adrenergic receptor binding. The coding region runs from base 69 to 3392 and encodes 1107 amino acids.